Microplitis mediator is the source of this 10458-nucleotide messenger RNA. Its product is annotated as probable cationic amino acid transporter. The transcript has 11 exons. NCBI's taxonomy places the organism in Eukaryota, Metazoa, Arthropoda, Insecta, Hymenoptera, Braconidae. Gene Ontology annotation, molecular function: amino acid transmembrane transporter activity. Gene Ontology annotation, cellular component: plasma membrane. Gene Ontology annotation, biological process: transmembrane transport; amino acid transport. The record is from RefSeq and is a predicted model, not a curated record. Bases 773 to 3175 code for a protein of 800 amino acids.
GGGUAAUAUUGAAGUCGCGCACGGUUAGUGGUAACAGACGUGAGAGUGAGUACACUUGGAUACGAAAGUGGGAACGAGAGUCAGGGGUAUAUUUUGUAAGGGCAGAUAUUGCCGAAAUAGGGGAGGAACGUCACGCGGAUAAGAACUUAUCGUGGUCCGACGGCGCGACCGGCACCAAAUCAUAAUUUUCUAAAAUGUGACUCGCGGCUAAUGACGAAACGAAAUAUAUUGUAUAAAAUUUCAUUAGUUUAGAAUAGUACUGCGCACGCAAAUCGGAUAACAGCUUUCUCUCCUCUCGACGACGACAUCGUGUAAUAACCCUGGACGAACGACAACCUUUCAUGUGAGUGACAAGCGAAAAAUCCGUGCCGUUACAUCAAGUUUAAAUAAUGUGCCCUCGUUUACUAAUAGAAAAUAUCAUUAAUUCAAGAGAUCGUUGUUAAAUGAGCGUCGAAAAUAUUAAAAUUUAUAAAAAAUUCAAUAAACGAAAACAGUCUUCAGUACAACGUGACGCAAGUAAAUUGUGAUGAUGGAGUACAAGAAUUAUGACUAGUUUUUUAUUAUUAGAACAAGUCACGUCAGGUUUUGUUUUGCUAAAAACAGCAAAAAGUUUUUUUAUUUAUGAUAAAGGUGUGAGAAUAAUUGCGAGGGUUAAGGAAAAAAUAAUAAAGUUGAUAACGACUCCCCGACGUGCCAGACAAAGGAUCAUAAGAUUAAGAUAAAAGGCUAAAAAAAGUAUACGAUUGUAAUACGCAAGAGGAACGCUAUCAAAAUGAAGUUUGAAAUAAUUAUGAAUCGAGAGCGGAACCUAGAGCUUUUUGGAAAGCUUAUCCGGACCAAAAAAAUAGAAAAUCUACAAGGUGAUCAACGGAGGAGAAGCCAUGAACCUGCUAGCUCUAAUGAUACCAAACAGAAACUACAGAAGUGCCUGACGACUUUAGACUUAACGUCUCUUGGGGUUGGUUCCUGCGUUGGAACAGGAAUGUAUCUGGUAUCGGGAAUGGUAGCUCGAAGUGUCGCUGGACCAGGUGUUAUCAUUUCAUUCAUCAUCGCAGCAAUUGCUUCCAUCUUCUCUGGUGCAUGCUAUGCAGAAUUUGGUGUCCGAGUGCCUCAUACAACUGGUAGUGCAUAUAUGUACAGUUACGUGACAGUGGGCGAGUUAAUAGCAUUUAUAAUUGGAUGGAAUAUGGUGUUAGAAUAUCUUAUUGGUACCAGUGCAUGUGCUUGUGCCCUGAGCGCUUGUUUGGACGCCUUGGUGGAUGGUGCAGUUUCCAGUGCCAUUGCCAACAGUGUUGGCACUUUUUUUGGAAGGCCACCAGACUUCACAGCCUUCGUAAUCACGCUAUUGAUGAUGGUAUUGUUGGUAGCAGGAGUCCGAAAGUCCUUGGUAUUUACCAAUGUUUUAAACGCUAUUAAUCUUGCUGCGUGGGUUUUCAUCAUGACCGCUGGAAUGUUUUACGUUGACUCAAAUAACUGGUCGGAGCACAAAGGAUUUUUACCUUACGGUUGGAGCGGGGUAUUCACUGGAGCUGCCACGUGCUUUUACGCUUUCAUUGGUUUUGAUAUCAUUGCAACAACGGGUGAAGAAGCGACCAAUCCAAAACGGAGUAUUCCAUUAGCUAUUGUUACAUCAUUACUCAUCAUUUUGACUGCUUAUGUAACCAGCAGUAUGGUUUUGACAUUAAUCAUCCCAUACGAUCAAGUUGACCAAGAUUCUGCAUUAGUAGACAUGUUCGGCCAAGUUGGGGCUUAUAAAUGCAAGUAUAUCGUUGCACUGGGGGCAGUUGCAGGAUUAACUGUUUCUAUGUUUGGGAGUAUGUUUCCAAUGCCUAGGAUAGUCUAUGCAAUGGCGCAGGAUGGUCUUAUAUUUCGUACUUUCAGUCAACUGUUGCCCUUAACAGGCACUCCAGCAUUAGCAACUUUAACCUCUGGUGUAGCUGCCGCUUUUGUUGCGCUUUUAAUUCAGUUAGACGUCCUCGUGGAAAUGAUGUCAAUUGGUACUCUGUUAGCUUAUACACUAGUAUCUACGUGCGUUCUUAUUCUUCGUUAUCAACCUCACUCGACAAAUCUAAUUGAGUUGCUGCCUCAAAGCCUUCGGACACCCUGCCGAUCGCCACCAAAAGAGACUCAAAGUAAUGCCCCUGCAACGUAUAGUAAAGAAGUACGUCCUGAUCAACUUACAAGUGCUUUGAACUCUGUACAUGCAACUCAAACUGAGCUUACAACGAAUAGUAAUGGACAGCGCGUCACUGUGCGACGUGUUCGAAGAGCAAAUAGUUCCUCUCCAGAAUCAGACGAUACAUAUGGUGCGGAAGAAGAUGACGUUGGUCUGGGUAAAGAUGAUCAAUAUCUUGUCAGCGAUAGGACAGAAAAUAAAUUUUAUGGUAGCGUUCAUGCAGCAGCGGCUGCUUCUAGUUGCAGUAGCGCUCAUCAGUAUCCUGGAACCACUCCAAUUAUUGGGCCUCCUCUCAAUUACCUUCAGCGACGAUUACAGGCCGCACAAUAUUUAUGUCCGGCAAUAUUUCCAUGGGUAGAUCGAGGACCAGCAACUGAAGCAUCCGGUCGCUACGUCAUGAAGAUGGUUGCAAUACUAUAUUUACUAAUUUUAAUAUUCGACUUCAUUAUAGUGGUCGGCAUGGGCAACAUGGGAACUUUCACAACAAUUCUUCUGUUUUGUUUCUUAUUUGCCAUUAUUGGAGUGUUGCUGGCAAUAAGUAGAAAACCACAAAAUAGAAGUACCGUAAUGUUCAUGACUCCAGGACUUCCGUUCGUACCAGCAAUAGCAGUGACAGUUAACAUUUACCUCAUUUUCAAACUUAGUAUUUUAACUCUAGUCAGAUUUAUUGUUUGGAUGACAUUAGGUUUUAUCAUGUACUUCUACUACGGAAUAAAGAACAGCACUUUAGAACAAAAAGAUCCUGAUGAUGUGAUUAAUUCCAACGACAACGUCGGUAAUAUAGAAUUAAAAAUUACUGAUCACGCAGGUGUAUCACCAUCUCACCGACACGCGAAUGGUCAGGAUCGCAGUAUUUACGAAGGACAACAGCUUGAUGCAUUUGGUCAGCCUGUAUUUGGUAGCACCAAUUUCGGUGGUUCUAAUGCUACAGCACAAUCACAAGCUAAGUCUCAAGGCUUUUUUGUUCCUGAAGAUAAUUUCCCAUCUUGGGAUGAUUAAGUAUAAAAAUAAAAUAUAUAUGCUGGUGACCAUGUAUUAUACGCGUUAACGUUGUGGCCAUAAUAAAAAAUAUGAGAUGAUUGUUUUACGUGAUAAAGAUUCGUAUAUAAACAGAGAGACAUUUCUUCGCGAAAUGCAACUUUCACUAAAAUUGAAGCAUAUGACAAGGCGUUUACUAAUUAAUCCAUCGACUUCCAUUUAUUUUCACUUGACGUGAGAUAAUGGUAAUAGAUAUAUAAGACCAUUGCCAAUUUAUGUUUAUUCUAUUGUUUGUUAGAUAUAUACUGUUAAAUGAGUUUCAUUGUCAAUUGAAUUAAUGCGAUAAAAAAAUAUGUAAAAGCAAUCGACUGUUUGCGUUCAAAGCAUAACAUAUGAGAAUAAUGCAUGAUAUAGUUGAAUGAGCGAUAAAAUGGUACCAUUUAAAUUAUUAUACUCGGUUGUAUGUAAACACAAAAUCUUUCAUAAAUUCGAAUAAUAUAAAUUAAGAUCUUAUAAUCAAGCUUCCAAUGAAACUGCAACAAUUUUUGAAUUAAUGAAAAAAAAAAAAUUAAUUUUUGCAUACAACUUAUAUGGAUUUCUUAGAUUUAAGAACGUUUUAUGCCUGUUAAAUUAUGUGAAUAUACAGUUACAUAUCUAAAUAUCAGUUAUAAUGUCACAUAAUCAAAUAUCAUGGUCACAAUGAAAUGGUACUACACAGUUAGAAAUUUUGUGUAUUUGUGUUAAAAAAUUAUUUGGUUGGAUUUUUGGUUGAUUUCCACACAGAAAUCUGUUAAUCCAACACAAACCGUUUGUGUUAUUUUACUUUAGCUGAUUUUUUAUAUUAAAUGAUUAGAAAAUAUGUAAUGUAACAAAUUUCUUGUGUUAUUCGAAAAUUAACACAAAAUUUGUGUUGUUUAGUUAAACACUCCCGCACGUUUCUUCAUUACUAUAACCAAGCAAAGCAUUUCCUGGCAGACCUGAUUCACCGUAAAUUUGCGGUAUUUUAACUGUAAAUAUACCGUGGAAUAGGUAAAUACCCGUAAAAUUUGGACAGAUUUACCGUAAUUUCCGGUAAGCUACGGUAGAUUUACGGUAAAUGGGUAAACUACGAUGGGUUUACCGUAAAUUACGGCAUAAUACCGUAAAUUUAUCGCAGAAUGCGGUAAAUCUACCGUUAAAAUUCAGGUGGAUUACCGAAUUACCGUAAUUUACGGCGGAUGGCCGUGUUUUGCGGUGAAUUACCGUAAAUUACGGGAAAAUCACCAUAGAUCGCGGUAAACCCACUGUACAUUACGGUAAACCUACCGUAAAUUACGGUAAAUCAACUGUAAAUUACGGUAAACCCACCGUAAUUUGAGUCCGUUAGGAUUGUAACGGCAUUGUCUGCAAGGAAACUUGGAUUAUAGUUGAUUUACAAUUAAAAACAAUCGUAGAUAACUUUCAUAUUUUUAUGAUUAGAUUCAAUGAUAUUUUAUCCUCAUUUUACGAGAGGAUAAUUCAUAGCUCUGUUUUUUCAGAAAAAUCACAGAAAAUCGAACUAAUUGUUUGCUAAAGUGAUAUAAGUUGUACUUAGGUUCGAUCAGUAUACUUGAGUUGGUUAGGUCGUGCUUAUAUUUAUUAGUUAAUUUGAACACGAAAAGUCUGUUAAAUUUACACAAAUUUUUUGUCAAAAUGACAGAUUUUAUGUGUUCAGUUAUCUAACAUAAUAUUAGUGUUGAAGAUCGACACAAACACAAUGUCUUGAUUUUAACACAAAAUUUCUAACUGUGUACAGUUAAACUCCAUUAACUCAGACAAUUAGUCUACGGGGGAGCGGAAGUUUUUCGGAGUUUCCGAGUUAUAGAAUGCCCAUUCUCCAUUAUAAGUAAACUAUACGCAUGCGCUCUUACUUCUAUAUGAAUGAUGCAGAUACACACUUACAAAUGUCUAGCAUCGGGUGGGAGGCAGCGUAGCUCAUAGUGGGGGUCAAGAUUGAGGGGAAGUACCAAGACAAUGGAAUCUGAGUUAAUGGAGUUGACUGUACGUCAAAAUAUCACAGCCACAUAUGUGAUAUUUUGCCGUGUAAUAUUGUGACUGUGAUAUUUGGUUGUGGUAAUUAUAUCCAGCAUGUGGACAAAAAAAUAUAAAAUUAAUAUAAUCGAUAUAUAAACAAAUUUUAAACAAAUUUAACUCUAAUCGCCGAUAUAAAAAUAAUAUUUAACUGUUUGUUAUAAAAAAAUCUAAGUAGCUAUAUUGCCCGAUAUUAUCACACACGUAUCAGUAUAGAAAUUUAUUAACUUUGAUCAUAUAAUUUAUGAAGAAAAUAUUCAGUAUAUCAAUACUGUUGGCUGGCACGACAGUAUUGCUUUUAGUGGCAGAUACAAAUUUUCAAUAAUUCAUUAUUCUUGAAUUAUACUUAACAAACCAUAACAAGCAUAUCAAGUUUAAAUUUAAAAUCAAUACCUGAACUACGUAGAUUAUUCAUUUUUUAAUCAUAUUAACAGUUAAUAUCCUUCUAUCGACAAAAAUUAUAAAAAAGCCACUUAAAACUUUAUCAUGUGAAAGAACAGUGCCUGUACCUUAAUUAACCAUAAACCUUUGUUUGAUUCCGAACCUCAGUUGAAGUGGAAAUAUUGUAAAAGUUAUAUAUUUGAAUAUAGUCACAAAAAAUUCGAGUAUAAUAUAAUAGCGCACGGGUUUUUCAUGGAUUCAAUAUUGACUCUCAAGUGCAGGGCUUAAAGUUUAAGUAAGGGAGGUCAGAGCAAAAUAACGACGUUAAAAUAGAUAUUUUCGGUAUGUAGAUUUAAAACGAAGGUUCGCGGUAUGCAUUAAUUGGCAACACGUCUUAGAUUAUGACGCAUUCUCAACGAAAAUUAGUACAUACAGAUGUAGGCACGAGUUGAUAAUGUAACAUAACCUAUGACAAGUAUUGACAAUACAAGUAUACCGGAUUUCGGCAGUGUUACAUGUCUGCUCACAAAAUCUCUACUUAACGAAAAUGGUUACAAUUCUACGCAUUUACUUCUUUACUCAGCCGCAACUGCACUCAAGUAUUUUUUAACACAGCUUCAACUCUACUCACGUAUUUUAGCCUAUCGAUAAAAUAGAAAUUUUUUGUGAGUGAAAUUGUAGCUGAGUUGAAAAAUAUUUGAGUAUUGAAGCUGAGUUUAUAGUAAUUUGUGCUACAUGUGUACUAAGGAACGAAUAAUUUGAGAAUCAUGUUGUCGCGUCAUGAGCGUAGAUCUUACCCUAGCGGAUCCGAAUUACGGUAAAUUACGGUAAUUACCGCAAUUUACGGUAAAACAUGGUAACUUACCGUAAUCUACAGUGGAUUGCGGUAUUUACCGUAAUCCACAGUAAAUUAUGGCAUUUUACCGCAUCGCCGUAAUUGACCGCAGAUUAGGUCACAUACGGUAACACCGUAAAUUGCCGUACUUUUACCUCAAUUGCGGUAAUUCUGCUGGAUACCGUAAAUUAGAGUAAUUACGGUAAUUUACCGCAAAUUGGAUCCACUAGGGUAUGAUGCAUUGACAUGAGGACGAGAGAAAAAAUCUAUUUUGAUAUAAUAUUCGAGCACUGAAUUCUUUUUCGAAAGCUAUUACAUGCCAGCAUAACAUAUCAAAUUUUUUAGCUAUCAGUGUGACCAGUCCUAAGAAAAAAAAUAUUUGUUAAUGAUUUGAAAACUAGUUGAGAGAAAAAUUUCGAAUCUUUUAAACUCUUCCGAUUUAAAAGUACAGACAUUUUUAAAAACAACAUCGAAAUGUACACAGAGGUGUUAAAUUCGUUAAGAUACUUCUUAUUUUGCUCGAUGCUUCCCUGUAUGUCUGUUUUUAUGAAUAACUUCAAAUUUUGACUUCAUAAUUUCUUCAAGUUUUAAAUUCACUUACUGGAAGACCAAUAAAUUUUCCAAAAUUUGAAGACAGUAAUUCUUAAACGUUGAUUACUUUUUGAAAAUACAUAUAAGUCAAAGUAAACACGUCAUUUUUUUUCUGUUUUUUUGGACUUAAAAUGUACUUUCGUAGGAAAAUUGAAAAAUUACUAAGUUAAUUUUCUGCUUUGGUUUUUAAAUAAUCGAUGAUUUAAAAGAAAAGUAAAAUUUUUCAAUCAUUCACAAAAAAAAUAAUGAUUUUCAUUUAGACAAUUUUAAACCUGAUCCGACAGCUGGAUUACUAUUCGCUCUGUUUUUGUAAACUUAAAAAACGUAUAUUCAAUAAGUCGUUGUUUUAUCGGUCGAUUUUCUCGUGAAAAUAUGAUCGAUUUUAUGCAUACUUAACUUCGUUAUUUUUUUCCUAAUCGAACAAAUUUAAAAAAAAAAUAUACGAUCUAUAAAAAAGUUUUUAUGUCGCGUAAAUAAAAUGUAUAGAUUUUCUGAGACAUGUUUAAAAAAUUUAUAGACAGCUAAAACUUCUUUUCUCGAAUUUUAAAAAUAACUCCCUGAACAAUUAAGAUAAUAGGAUGAAAAAAAAAAAAUAGCUGCUACUUUUAAUAAAGAUUUCAACAUAUCAAGAGUAUAUUUAACAAAAAAAUAUUUGGGAUUAUGGUCUCAAUGAUUUGAAGAGGAAUAUCCCGUAUAUACAUUUUUCCUUCUCUACAAAUUACUUAUCUGUAUGCAAUAAAUAUUUACGACAAUUAUACGGGAAUUUUUCAUCGAAACAUUAUUUUGAACAGAAUUAAAUAUAAUUAUAAAUGAAUGAUUGAACUUUCGAAUCACGGGGAUGUAUUUAUUUGAACACUUGUUUUAUAUUUCGAUAAUUUACAGAUUGCUAAAUAGAUCGUAUGUAUGGAGCAAUUAUUAUGAAUGAAAUUAUUUAAAAAAUAACAAAUUUUCAAAAAAUUGGUAGUCGAAUGAAAAUUGAAACAAUUAUGACAUAUGACUGUACGCAAUAAUUACAUUGAUACUUUAGUUAGACUUUCGAAUUCUUAGAUAGGAGGAAGAGGCCUAUUUAAAUAUAAUUAUAUAAAAAUGGAGUUUUUGUAAAGAAUGAAUGUAGAAGCAGUAUUUGUUUUAAAAAAAAAAAAUAGUUAUUUGAAUUACCGAGUGAUAUUUUGACGGAAUACAAUAAAAUUUAAGGAAAAAAAAUUAAUGUUUCCAGCCCUGGUGAAUCCGAACUACGGUAUAUUACGGUAGUUUACGGUAAAAUACGGUAACUUACGGCAACUUACGGCAACAUACCGUAAUUUAUAAUCGGUAAAUUACGGCAAGUACGGUGUUUUACGGUAAAUUAAGGUAUUUUGCGGCAAAAGUACGGUAUUUCAUGGCGAAACUAUGGUAUUUUUACCGUAAACUUGCAGUAAGAGAGCGGUAAUUUACCUUAAAAUUGCGGCGAGCCGGCGAUAUUUUACCGUAAAGUAAAAAAUUGCACUAUAAGAACUAUUAAAAUAAAAAAGCUCACGGUAAAAAUGCUGCAAAUCACGGUAAAUUGCUGGAAAUUACCGUGCAUUGUUGUAAAUUGCCGUAACAUGUCGUUAAUUACCGCAAAUUGAGUCAAAUUUGCUGAAAAACUACCGGAUUUUACGGCAAAUUGCGGGAAAUUACCGUAUUCCAUCGUAAUUCGGAUCCACCGAAGACGCGCAAUAUUAUUCUUAUUGUUGUUAUUAUUUCUAUUGUUAUUAUUAGAUAACUCCGUUGAAUAACUGACAAAUUUCACAACCUACGUUGUAUUUAUAUAUUAUAUUGUUCAGUUUAAAGAAUUCAAUUACCAACUUAUAAAGCUUUCAAAAAUGAUUGAUGAUGCGAAUUUCUAAAUAAUGAGUUUAUGUAUUCACAUUAUUUACUAAAAAUUUUUGUUAAUCCAUACAGUGAAGUGUAUACACUAUUGCUAUUCUAUAAUUUACUCCCGUCUUUUGUCAACGCAAACUCAUUGAGAGAAAACUAUCCUUUCCAAGAGAAUAUCUAAUGUAUGCAUUGUGAGAAAUAUUUAUUUUUGGUCGUAUCAUUUUCGAUCAAUGAAAGAUAUGCUUUCUUACCAUGAAUUGCAGAAAGAAAUUUAACAUCUACACGGAGAAAUUAUUCUCUUCCCUAAUUGAGAAACCUAAUUUUAAAUAAUUCAAACACGAUCCGAAACAAUUCAAAGUUGGAAAAAAUGACUAUAUAUAGAUAUACAUUUUAGCAUGGAUUGAAUCAUUCCAAAUGAGAUUUCUGAAUCAGGGUUUUGAAAUGUGGGUCACCCAAAGAAAUUGAAAUAAACACAUGCAAAAAUUACUAUGGCCAUAGUAAAACUGACAAGGAAUUCUAUUACUAAUUCCUGUAACCAUGUAAAUUUUACUAUGACCAUAGUAAUUUUUCCAUGUGUUUAUUUCAAUUUCCGUCAGGUGGCCACCAUGAUUAGACUUUACUAUGACACUAUUGAAUUUCAAACAAGAAUAAUUUCUCCGGAUAAUUUUGGAGUAGACAAAAUUUUUUGUUUUCCCUUUUUGACAAAAAAUAUUCUUAUAAAAUUUUGAAAAAUUAGAUAGAAAAUUUAAAGUAACAGAAUCUAAUUUCAGUGUCCACCUAGCAGAGAAAUAUCAUUAGAAAAAAUAAAAGAACUAAUAAUUCAGAUUAUAUUUUUCUCCGUAAUGAGUAAAAAUUAAAAAAGUAAGCGAAAUAUUUAUUGAAAUCAGUUUCUUAAUUGGUUUUGUAUCGAGGAUUAAGAAAGUUAUGGUUUACUUCCAUUUAAUUGUUUAAAAUUUAUUACUAUUUUAAGAAAAGGUAUGCAUGCGUGUAAAGUUGCCACUGUUAACUUAUAUUUGAAGAGUUACCAUUGUUUGAGGAGAUAAUUAUAACAUUUGAAGCAUAACUUAUUGCGAUUAAUAUCUCUAUUAAUUUAUUGUAAAGAGCGGAAUUCGUCUCUUUGAAUUAUAACGCACAGAUAUUCUGAAAUUGGUCAGUAUAUAAGUUAUACUAACGUUACUAUAUAUAUAGUUUAAAAAAUAGUAUAUCGAUGAGAUAAAAUUGAUCAGAUGGGCAAGAUAAUGGAAAUGGAUAUGAAAAAAUAAAGUAAAAUUGUAUGAAUUGAAAGAAAAAUUUUCAUCUCCAUCCAUCACAUUAUAUGUUAACCAUAAACUGAUCGCUUCCUUAAUACAAUAAAGAAAAAAAAAUAGCUAAUCGUUUUAAUAAACAGUAUAAUAAAAUGCAGCAAUAAGUACAGGUUUUUUUGUUUAUUGUUUUUAUAAUAAAAUUAGUUUGAUAUAAUUGUUUCCUUUGUAAAAAAAAAAUUCGGUAGAUCUUAGUUUUUUACAUACAUGAGCAUGUGAAUAAUUGGGGAUGAUAAUUUUUCAUCUAAAAUGUAACCUUCCGUAAUUACGUUAUUUAUAUUGAUAAGAAUUCAAAUAAAAAUGAUAAU